Molecule: messenger RNA, 1321 nt
Organism: Drosophila sulfurigaster albostrigata
Lineage: Eukaryota; Metazoa; Arthropoda; Insecta; Diptera; Drosophilidae
Product: lysosomal aspartic protease-like
Exons: 1
Coding region: 54-1232 (392 amino acids)
Biological process (GO): proteolysis; cell death
Cellular component (GO): lysosome
Molecular function (GO): aspartic-type endopeptidase activity
Source: RefSeq, a predicted model, not a curated record
CGGUUUGCAAAUUAUUUUUGCAAUAUGAUUGUGAUAAGCAAUUUGGUAUAAAUAUGCGAAUUGCAAGUGUUUUAAAAUUAGUUGAAUUCCAUAAGGCAACAUUCAAAUACAUAAUGCAAAAAGUAAUCACAAUUGUGGCUGUUCUACUGGCUGUGGCCAGCGCCGAACUGCAUCGCGUCCCUUUGCUCAAGGUGGAGAACUUUGUGAAGACGCGUGGCAACAUUAAGGCCGAGGUGGAACAUCUGCGGGCAAAGUAUGGACUGCCCCAGACCUCUUCUAGUAACCACGAACACCUUUCCAACUUCGUGAACAUGCAAUACUAUGGUGUCAUCUCCAUUGGCACACCAGCCAAGGACUUUAAGGUGCUCUUCGAUACCGGUUCGUCCAAUCUGUGGGUACCGUCGAAAAAAUGUUCGAGCUACGCAUGCAAAGUGCACAAUGAAUACGACUCAAGAGCGUCCUCCAGCUAUGUUGCGAAUGGCACGAGAUUUUCCAUUGAGUAUAUCAAAGGCAACUUGUCCGGAUUUUUGUCCACCGAUACCGUCAAUGUCAAUGGAUUGUCCAUCGCUAAUCAGACCUUUGCUGAGGCAACCAACGAACCCGGAACCCACUUCAAUCAUGCCAAGUUCGAUGGUAUUCUUGGCAUGGGAUAUCAGUCUAUUUCUAAUGACAAAGUUGUGCCUCCCUUCUACAAAAUGGUCUCGCAGGGACUUGUUAAAAAUCCAGUAUUCUCUUUCUAUUUGACUCGUAAUGGCACCUCCAGUAACGGAGGUGAAUUGAUCUUCGGUGGUUCUGAUCCGUCGCUGUACAAGGGAAAUCUCAUCUAUGUGCCCGUCUCUAAGCAGGGAUACUGGCAAUUCACCAUGGCUGGCGCCUCUGUCGAUGGUUAUUCGCUGUGCGAUGACUGCCAGGCUGUUGCUGAUACCGGCACCUCUCUGAUUGCUGCCCCUGCCAAUGCCUAUGAGCUGCUGAGCGAGAUCCUGAAUGUGGACGAAGAGGGUCUGGUCGAUUGCUCCACUGUCAGCUCGUUGCCUGUGAUCACCUUCAACAUUGGCACCGGUAAAUUCACCCUGACACCGACUGACUACAUUAUUAAGUUCGAAAAGUAUUGCAUGCCAGCUUUCCAGUAUAUGGGCACCGAUUUCUGGAUCCUAGGCGAUGUGUUCAGUGGAAAAUACUACACUGAGUUUGAUUUGGGAAAUAAUCGCGUUGGAUUCGCUCCAGUUGUUUAAGCAAUUAAACUAUCAGUGAUGACAAUUGAAAAUCAUAUCUAAUGCAUAAUAGGUAAUUUUAAGCUGUGUCCAAAAUUGUGUUCAAUAUG